CGCUUGAUGAUACGGAGAAGAUGAGCGCUCACGCCGGCAGGCGCCCCUGACCCCACUAUGGGUGUUAAUGACAGGACGCCGGCAGCCGCCCGGACUGGCAGCGCUGCUUCACGUUGGCGGUGCGGAACAUGGCGGCCGCCAUGGAACUGAGCUGCUGGGGAGAAGGCUGGGGGCUCCCGUCUGUGCACACCGAGUCGCUCGUCGUGCUGGCAUAUGCAAAGUUUUCUGGGGCUAAACUCACCAUUCAGCCUGUUGACUGGACCUGGAAAACACUGACAGGGACCGUGCCAGCAUUGCAUUGUGAAGGACACACAGUGACAGAGCCAGCCCAGAUCCUUAACUUCUUGAGAAAGCAGAGGUACAAUGCUGACUAUGAGCUCUCGGCCAAACAAGGAGCAGAUACCUUGGCAUACAUCGCACUGCUGGAGGAGAAGCUGCGACCAGCACUGCUGCACACCUUCUGGGUGGACACAGAGAACUACACCAACCUGACCCGGCCCUGGUUUGCCUCCCGAUGUCCUUUCCCGCUCAACUUCUUCAUCCCGGGUCGGCAGGCCCGUGUGGCUCUUUCCCUCAUCCUGCUGACCAAAGGGGAAUCGCCACUGCACAGCAUCACCGAGGUGGAGGCAAAGGUCUACAAUGAAGCCAAAGAGUGCCUGAACUUGCUGUCACACCGGCUGGGAACAUCCCCAUACUUCUUUGGAAAGAUGCCAGGAAGCCUGGAUGCCUUUGUAUUUGGGUACAUCGCUCCCCUGCUGAAGGCCAGCCUGCCAAGUGGUCCCCUCAAGCAGCAUUUGAACCAGCUCACCAACCUGUGCCAAUUCUGUGACGCAGUCCUCAAGACCUACUUUGAUGACGACGCCCCCGGUUCUCCACCCGUCAGCCAGGACGCAUCAGUUGACGCGAACCUGCAGAAACUGACACAGCUUGUUAACAAAGAGUCCAACCUCAUCGAGAAGAUGGAUGACAAUCUUCGCAGCAGCCCCCAGCACAAGCCUCGAGCCCCCCCUGCCAGACCCACCACCUUGUCCAGCCAAAAGAACUCCACACCGGCAUGACGACCCAGCCACCAACCAAGUCCGUCACCUCAGGUCUUUGGUGAUUCCCCAGCCCAAUUCCAAAUCGCUAGCUCCUAGCCUGGCCGCAGACCAAACCUGGACCCUUCACAUCCAUGCUACCACUGAUUUCAGAGAAGCACUUUCAGUCGCACACUUUCAGAGCUAGCAGCAUAUGGGUUUGAAUGUUAUCCUGACACCCGAGAGGGUUGAACUCUCACGGUCGCAAUAUCUCUGUAUAACUGCUAGGUUGCUAGCCUUAGCACUGUCCUAUAGCCAACCAAACGUACUCUGAACCGAGGAAUCUUUGGAAAUUUCACUGUGGUCUAAAACGAGAAUUGAAUGUUUUAACACUUCACACGGGAUGAUGUCUUGUUUGUGAUUGGCGGAGGACGAGGAGGAGUAUGAUGAUGAUGUCUAAAAGAAGGUGUUUUCGGAUAAGCAGAAAUUCAAGUUUCCUAUUUCAGGAAUAUUGGAAUUUAAUAGAAGUUUUGAUUUUAAAAUAUGGGUUUCAAGAAAGAAUGUUUUAAAUCGUAAAGGUCCUUUUUGGUCUAGACUCAGAAUUAAAACCAUAAUUUGCCUGUUUCUUCAAAGUAUUUUACCAGGAAUACUGCAAUACUUAUGGUAUGGAAAAUUAAUUUUGGUUUGUCCACAUACCAGUGCAUUGUGGUGAUUGCGAACUGAAUUCUGCUUUUGCAUCUAUUUCAUAAUUGAAAUGAGGUCAGUUAUGGAAAAACAGAAUUUGUAUGCGUGUGUGGAGUGGUGCUGAAUUUGCACAAAAUUUUAAAAUAAAAGUAUAUUGUAUUUAAA
Molecule: messenger RNA, 1865 nt
Organism: Paramormyrops kingsleyae
Lineage: Eukaryota; Metazoa; Chordata; Actinopteri; Osteoglossiformes; Mormyridae
Gene: mtx3
Product: metaxin 3
Biological process (GO): mitochondrion organization
Cellular component (GO): cytoplasm; SAM complex
Source: RefSeq, a predicted model, not a curated record